UAAACAGUAUUCAUCAGAUGUGCAAGUAGUUGAGAACUAUAAAAUAUCUCCUCCACUAGUUCAACUUAGUUACAGAAUAUGGUAGCACAGACAGAGGAACUGGAUUUAGUUUUAAAGGAAUUCUCGGAAAUAGUUCAAAGCUUCCCAGGAUUAAACUUUGCACACAAGAACGAGAAAACAAACAUUUUGGAAACAUCUGAUAUUCCUCCCCGACCCCCACCUCCAAUAUCAUUUCCUCCUCCACCUCCAAUAUAUACUAGAGCAUACCCAUCUUCCCCUCCAAUACAUUCUGGAGCAUACCCAUCUUUACCUCCAAUACAUACUGGAGUAGACCCACCCCCUCCUCCAACCAGAUCCAAUACACUAUUAAAGAAAAUAAAUGCGAACCCAACUUCUCCCGCUUCAACUCCAGGUCCUCCAUGUUCUUCUUCACUUAGUUCACCACCAUCUCCCCCUUCACGUGGAACAGAUACAAUUGGCGAUAGGAGACCAAUGAUGAAAAAGGUGUCUUUGUUUCAGAUUGGGUACUCGGAAGUUAAAAAACCGGAAGUAGAAGGGGAGGAGGAAGUAGAUACCGGAGAAAGAGGACCAGAUCACGCAGUUGAGAAAUUAGAUAAUCUUAUCUCAGAUAUGGAGGAAUUCAGAGAUAAGCAGUCCUUUGAGGAAAGAAGAAGAAAAAUUCCAAUUUCUCGACAAAUUGAUAUUAAGAUUGAUACUGAGCUAGAGAAUGAUCUGGAGAAGUUAACCAUGAACAUGGUGAACAGCAUGAAUGGGUUCCAGGAGGAGGAGGAGGAGGAUGAGGAGAGGGAGGUCCUAGGUUCUUGCUUCAAGUGCAACAGGAAGAUUUUAAACCAAUCCGUGCUAGCAGGAGAAAAGAAAUUUCAUGAGGAUUGUUUUACGUGCAAGCACUGUAACAUCAGGCUCGCCGGCAAAUAUUUUGUAGUGGACAACUUUUUCUAUUGUGAAUUUCAUAAAACGGUUUCCCUGGAUAAGUGUUCAAUCUGUCAAGAUUUUAUAACCGAAGGAGGAAUACAAACCAAUGGAAGAAAUUAUCAUAUUUCCUGUUUUACUUGUUCUGAGUGUUCUCAGCCUUUAAGCGGGAAGUUUUAUACAACUGCUGACGGGAAAAACAUUUGUGAACUGGAUUACAAGAGGUCCCGUGAGAAAUGUUUUCACUGCUCACUUCCAAUGCUUGAUCAGAUUUUGACUGCUUUGGAUCGAAAAUAUCAUCCUCAGUGCUUUAGGUGUGCUCUGUGUGAUAUCCCCCUGGACGGAAUACCGUUUAUCCAAGACGGAAGAGUAGUGAACUGCAAAGAUUGCUAUGCAAGAUACAAGGCAAAACAAUGCUGUAUAUGUGGAGAAGGAAUAGUCUCUAGUGCUGAUAGAAAGACUUCACUGAUAACCUGUGAAGGCAGAAGCUACCACGAACAAUGUUAUUGCUGUAAGGGAUGUGGAAUUAGCCUAACCGGAGAAUACUGUUAUACUGCAGGGGACAAUAUAUUCUGCACAGGCUGCCAAACUAACAAUGUAAAAUAGAAAAUAGUGUUUAGAUAAUAACACAAUUAAACAAUAUAUAUUCAUGUUAUAACACUAAUAAUAUACUUGGCUGUAAUUAUUAAACAAAUAAAGCGUUUACAAACUUAA
Messenger RNA from Eurytemora carolleeae, 1644 nucleotides. Its product is annotated as thyroid receptor-interacting protein 6. Gene Ontology annotation, biological process: cell-cell adhesion. Lineage: Eukaryota; Metazoa; Arthropoda; Copepoda; Calanoida; Temoridae. Gene Ontology annotation, cellular component: stress fiber; focal adhesion. The transcript is spliced from 22 exons. The coding region runs from base 79 to 1536 and encodes 485 amino acids. The record is from RefSeq and is a predicted model, not a curated record.